UUCAGUUUAAUUAUCCAAUUGAGACAGAACUAAAAAUCAUUAUUAAACAAACGUGAAAGUUCUUCCAUCAUCAGUGGAGUUCAAUUUUUAUGGAAAUUAAUAGAUUUAAUACUAAAUUCACUAAUUUUAUUUGCAAAACUUAUGACUCUGUGAAAAAAACUCUGCAUUCUCACUGACUCGCUAGUCCUGGGGCCAUCAUCGCUGUUCUGCUCACAACAAUGAUCGAGAAUCUGUCCAAGAAGCGAAUGGUGUUCGGGAUUAGCUGUCUGAUUCUAUUGACCAUCGUUGUGCUGAUCAUCGAGUCCAAAUGGAUGAAAGCCGGAACGAGGCGCCAGGAGUUCAUCAUUGAGAAUAAUUCCACAUGCUGGAAGCGAGAAUCGUACGAAGUGAUCAAGGAUUGUCAUCCCUGUACGGCGUUUGAGAUUGCUAGCAGAUCGCAGGGAGUUUGCGUGCACACCCACAACAAGGAAGUGCUGAAGUGUACCAGCGGAGAGAUUGUUACUCGGAGUUGUGAUCGAGUUGCUUGGCUUGACGAAAAGCACUACUGGUCCUUCCAGAUAUCGCUAACAAUCAUUGGGUGUCUUUCGACGGCCGUAUCAUUUCUACGGCAAAAAUCGUUGAACCGAAGGGCUAUGCAGAAAAUUCAGAAUCAGCUUGGAACCUGUUGAGCAUCGCCUAUAUCCAUAUAAAAGACUAAUCAAUUUAAUUUCUCUUGUUUAAAAAAAUGGAGCUUUAUUUAGAAUAUUACGCGAAACGAAUUGAA
This is a messenger RNA of Armigeres subalbatus, 763 nucleotides long. RefSeq names its product protein JTB (gene JTBR). The record is from RefSeq and is a predicted model, not a curated record. Gene Ontology annotation, biological process: mitotic cytokinesis. The coding region runs from base 219 to 668 and encodes 149 amino acids. The transcript has 4 exons. Lineage: Eukaryota; Metazoa; Arthropoda; Insecta; Diptera; Culicidae. Gene Ontology annotation, cellular component: spindle; centrosome; midbody.